Molecule: messenger RNA, 1973 nt
Organism: Marasmius oreades (fairy-ring Marasmius)
Lineage: Eukaryota; Fungi; Basidiomycota; Agaricomycetes; Agaricales; Marasmiaceae
Exons: 2
Coding region: 153-1973 (606 amino acids)
Source: RefSeq, a predicted model, not a curated record
CAGUGUCACACCCAAGUCGUCACAAUUCUGAACACCGUCCUUGAUCAAAUUGCCUCAUCUGGGCUCGUUCAUACAGCCUAUACUUCUCUCUACUUCUUUACAUUGCUAGCUCUCACUCGGAAACACGUUGUAUCCCGUCCUCAAGUCUAAAAAUGGGCCACGCUCUUUCUCGUCUUCUACAAUUUAUCUAUCACGCUUUAGUCGCUUUCUUCACGCUCAAACGAAGACGCCGGACUGCGCAAGAUACAACAAGUACAAGUCCCGAAAUAGUUGUCAAAGAUUCGGGUCAGAAGGAGAGGACAUUGAACUUGAGCUCUGAAGGCAAUGCGAGUACCCGGAAUACGGAGGGUGGGCGAUUCCUACACGAUCUCAAGAUGAAUUGUACAAAGAGUCGACGAUUUCCGUGGGAAUCGAAGUUGAAGGACUGUGCUCGGAAACCUACAAAACGUGGAGUCUCACCCCCGAGGAUCUUUGUUCAAGACUGGAGCUCUGUUCCUUUGAGCUCCCCGGAAUUGGGCUCAUGGAAUUUUGAACGACCUCAAGAAUCGAGGAUGACGUUCGGAGCUGGGGGCGAAGAUAAAGUCCAGAAAUAUGGCUCGCCAAUCACUACUGAAAUCACUCAGGCCAUCGCACAUAGUGACUUCUUGCCCUGCCGUGACGGUGCUUCUGGUUACUCUGGUGAAAUGCUAUCAAUCGUACCAGAGGAUAGAACACUCUCUGAGACUCCAGAUCAUGACUUGGAUGACGGGGGCGUGAAUAUCAACCGCAGCCGCGAUUUCAAUUUUGUGGGAUGUCCUGCCAACAACACCGACUCGCAUGUACAGAUUGAAUACUCGCAGUCCUCUCCUCAAUCACCUUUCUUCUUGCACGAACAUGAUUCAUUCGACUCUUCUGGCUCCCAAUACUCUACGGUUUCACCUGAAGCGACUUCUCCACCUAGGAACCUCCCAAAUUUGUUCCCGCCACCAACAGCAUCUUAUCCUUUCAAUCCCCAAUCAGCAGUCUCUGGCUUCCUUUACGAUGCACCUAUCUCCUACACCUAUGCUACUAUGUUGGGACGUGCAAAUUCCGUGCCGCUCCCAUUCCUCUCUGCUACUCGUGGUUCACCAUCGCCAAUCAAACACUACAGACAAACGCUCGCCCCUAAAAAAUCUCAGACCCAGAGUCCGGCUCUCGGUUCUCUUGAAAGCAUCACAGUGAACACGAGCUUUGGUUUCACUAGUGAACCUCAAGCUUCCGCCUGGGUUCAAGAACAAGAAGCGGACGACCACUCCAACAAGAUACCCUAUCCUGAUCUCUUUAGAUUCAGCAUGUACCUCAACCACUUGGCUUCCAGCGAUUAUGUAGUUGGACUAGGUAGUCUAGGUUCACUGGGGGCGCACGAUGAAGAUAUGGGUACUGGGAGACUUUCCAUCCCUCCUUCAGCUACAGAGGCAGCUAAAACUACGGAAGAAGACUCUACUAUUCCGCUGGAUAUUGUCUUCAACCCGAAGAGUUAUAAGGGACCAUUCGCACUGGGGAUUUUGGGCAAUCUGAACCCACUCCGACAAUCGUCGCCUUUGAAAAAAGACUUGUACCGAAGUGCCGCCUAUUCACGGCCUAUUCAAAUUACGAAUUUCGCUUUGGAGAUGGUUCAAAUGGAGAACUAUCCCGAUGGAAUGCGUAAGACCGUUUUACGAGGUGCGCUGAGCGGGAGAUCGCAAAAGGCUGUGUCUUCCCCGACAAAGUCUAUAGCUGGAACUGGGAGGAACGAUUUCGGUUCUAUUGGGAGUAUCGAGGGAACAGAGGCGAUGUCGUUUUCCCAUUCCUCGCCGGCCAUGGUGAAGGAGGGUGAUUCUCGAGGUUCUAUAGAUGAAAUGACCUGCUCGGCUGACAGUGCGAUUGUGGAGAGACUGCGCGAUGCGUCUUGGGAUACAUCAUCGUUUCAGUGGAACGAGCAAGAGUUUUUGGCAAUGUUGAGGCAUUCCCCCUAG